Echinops telfairi (small Madagascar hedgehog) is the source of this 501-nucleotide messenger RNA. RefSeq names its product olfactory receptor 5W2-like. The record is from RefSeq and is a predicted model, not a curated record. The transcript has a single exon. Gene Ontology annotation, cellular component: membrane. Gene Ontology annotation, molecular function: olfactory receptor activity; odorant binding. Gene Ontology annotation, biological process: sensory perception of smell; G protein-coupled receptor signaling pathway. Lineage: Eukaryota; Metazoa; Chordata; Mammalia; Afrosoricida; Tenrecidae. Bases 1 to 501 code for a protein of 166 amino acids.
AUGGCAGGGGUUUACCUGGUUGGGAUAGUUGAUGCUUUGAUACACACAACCUUAGCUUUCCGCUUAUGUUACUGUGGGUCAAAUGAAAUCAAUCACUUCUUCUGUGAUUUGCCCCCACUUUUCCUCCUUUCCUGUUCAGAUAUCCAAGUCAAUGAGCUGGCAUUAUUUACUGUGUUUGGCUUCAUUGAGCUGAGUACCAUUUCAGGGGUUCUUGUGUCUUAUUGCUAUAUCAUCCUAUCGGUCAUAAAGAUUCACUCUACUGUGGGAAGAUUCAAAGCGUUCUCCACCUGCACCUCUCACUUAACUGUUGUUGCAAUUUUCCAAGGAACCAUGCUAUUUAUGUAUUUCAGGCCAAGUUCAUCCUACUCUCUAGAUCAGGACAAAGUGACCUCAUUGUUUUAUACCCUUGUCAUUCCCAUGUUAAACCCUCUGAUUUAUAGUCUGCGUAAUAAAGAUGUGAAAGCGGCCCUGGGAAAACUGAAACAUAAAGUGCUAAUUUAA